Messenger RNA from Hypoxylon fragiforme, 7883 nucleotides. RefSeq lists its product as uncharacterized. The record is from RefSeq and is a predicted model, not a curated record. Gene Ontology annotation, molecular function: methyltransferase activity; ATP binding; ATP-dependent chromatin remodeler activity. The coding region runs from base 213 to 7478 and encodes 2421 amino acids. NCBI's taxonomy places the organism in Eukaryota, Fungi, Ascomycota, Sordariomycetes, Xylariales, Hypoxylaceae. The transcript has 3 exons.
CGUAUCAUAGGCACUUGCCUAUCAAUUCACUGUCUUUUCGUCUACCUCAAUUACAUUUCAUCGGAACCGUUGUGCUCGACGCUCUAUUCCACUGCUUCCCGCAUAUCAUCAGCCCGACACAAAUAUUUUCUCUCCCCUUGUGACCUUUCACCUACUACUAUCUAUCAAUCUUUCGUUGUCGGUAUCUCAUUGGGAAGCUUCAGCUUAUCAACAUGGCCCCCAAGAGACAGCGCAAGAAGGCUGGCUCUCCGGGAGCCGCCUCUGGUCCUGCUGGUGGUCGCUGGAAGCGCCAACGCUUGGAGCAUGGCCAGAUACAUACCGAGGAAGUUUUCGGAGCACCUGACAAGGGCGAUGAUCUAGAAAUGCCUGAAACUGAAGAAGAGCCUUUGACAUUUGACAAAGGAGAAGGUGCCGAUGCUAAAUUACAAUCUGCUUCGACUGAGUCUGCCCCGACUGAACAGGCUAAAGAGACUGAACGUAAUGGCCUAGACUUAACAUUACGCCCCAUCGAGAAUAUCUACUCGGCAAUCAAGGACAUGGCCAAUUCUUCGAAGGACCUCGCUGACGGCGAACCAAUUCAUAUUCGAGUCGCGACUAUGUGCUCUGGAACAGAAGCACCAGUUUUCGCAAUCGAAAUGCUUCAGGAGUUCUGGGAGCGACAAGACCCUGGAAAAAAGUUCCUUGAAUUCUCACACGUGUUCAGUGUUGAAAUAUCCGGAUUCAAACAGGCAUAUAUCACCCGCAACACGGACAACAACACAAUCUUGUUCAAUGAUGUCCGGGAUUUCAUCAAUCCUAAGGAUGGUCAAGCGCCUACCGCGUUAGGUGCAAUGAAAACCAUACCCAAAAAUAUCGACCUGCUCAUUGCAGGCUGUGCUUGUGUCGACUUUUCGCCGCUAAAUACCCAGAAGCGAAAAGAUUACUCGAAUCACCGUACAGAUGAUCAAGAUCUUCUAAAGAAGGUCGUAGAAAAAGGAGGCUAUGAUGCUUCGAUCCACUACACAUAUGUGCUUAACUGGUUAGAGACAGUUCUUGCCGACAUGAGCAGCAUGGGAGUUUCAGGACAGACAUUCUUUUCACUGUUGAGUUACGUAAAGCAGAAUCGUCCUAAGAUUGUGUUACUUGAGAAUGUUCAAGGUGCUCCAUGGAAGACGAAUGAGAAUCUGUGGUUCCCAUUCCUAGGAUAUUCUGCCGGAUAUCUCAAGCUGGACACUAAAGAUUAUUAUAUUCCUCAUACUAGGAGUCGUGUCUACUUCAUUGCCCUCGACAAUGAAGUGUUUGGGGCUGAUGGCGCAAAGUCCAUCAUUAGGGAAUGGGGUGGGAUUACUUCGACGGAACUUUCAAGAAGGGCAUCAGCUCCAGUCAACUCCUGGUUGCUCCCCCCCGCUCAUCCAUUGACAGAACGAGCGCGCCAAGAUGAUUCCGAGAGAGCACUGAGUUCCAUCCCAGAUUCUAAUUGGGAAAGAAGUAAUGCCCGUCAUACACGGACUCGCAAGAGAGAAGGCCUUGACGGAAGCCGCCCAAUAACACAGUGGGAUUCAACCAAUAGUCAGCCCUACGAUCGCAUAGAUCGACUUACUCUGCUAGUGCAGUCUAAGAGAGCCAAGGAUUGCAUAGACAUCAUCUAUUUACAUGGACGCCACAGUGGCAUUACGAUCGGAGCGCAGAGGUUCACAUUUGAUGUGAACUUCAAGAACCGGAUUUAUGAUAUCAGUCAAAAUAUCGACCGUAUCAAUUUCAGGCUGCCGUUUGGAAUAACCGGGUGUCUUACACCUGGUGGUAUCCAUUGGAUAACAGACCAGAGCCGAUUACUGUCUGGUUUCGAGACGCUUCUGUUGCAAGGAUUGCCUGUCAGCCAAAUCAAUUUUGCAACAGAGACUCAAGAGGAACUGAGAGACCUCGCGGGGAACGCCAUGAGUACAACUGUGGUCGGUGCUACUUUUGUCGGCAUUCUGUCCUCAAUCCGAAAAUUCCAUUCUUUGCGUGAAAUCUUCCAAUCCACUAAGGAGAAGGCCGAUGAUAGACCUAUUGAGCCAGUCUCAACAUCUGCUUUGCAAGAACUUGACGCGUUCAAAACCACAUGCAGCGAGCCAUUUGACGUGCCAUCGAUGGUCAAAAGAUGCCGUCGGUACUGUUUCUGCAACGGAUCUGCAAAGUACAGCACUGACGAUUUCUUGAAGUGCAAAGUUUGUUCCACCAUCCGCUGCAAGUGGUGCGCUGGCAACCCGUGCCAUAGCUUCGAGCCAACCACGCGACCCUCAACAUUCUUGCUGCUGUCGGAAGUUGGACAGAUGCUAAUGCGCUACUUUCCUGGCACUGUCGCAAUCCAUGGCAUGGUACUACCGGGAAUCUUGGAGCAACUGCCGCUCCGAGAAGAUCAUGCGUUGAGCAAAACCAUUGUUGACGUCCCUGCCGUGAUGAAUAGGCUUCUGCACACAGUAUUCUAUUACAAAAGUGUCCAUGUGACGGAAGUGCUCACUAUCUGUUACGCUGCGACAGAAGGCUUCGAGCUUCGAGCAAAGCUGUCAGAAGAAGGAGUUACCUGGCUCUUGUAUGUCGAUGCGUGGAGCAAUUCCGGGACGGAAUGCAUCGAGACCUUUGGUGUAAACCCCAUUUGCUUGGCCCAACCUGUAGCGAAGACUAUAGUGCUCCACGACUCUCUGGGCGUACCUCCGCUCCCGCAAUCUUGGAGGGUCUGGUCCUUCAAAUCGACGCCGUUGGUGGUAACUGCGACACCAUCAGCCAAUGGAAUGGAUAUCAACGUUUCUGGAAAUGAAAACAUUCCCUGUUCUUUGAUCUCCGGGAUGUACUAUGCUAGACCUCAGUGCGAUGCUCCAGAGAGCUCUCUACAUGUUCUUGACAAGGGAGGCGCAUUUUUCUUCAAAGAUGUGACGAGAACCGGCACCCCUGAUCAAGAUGGUUGGGCUAUCGCGAAUGAGUGCCGCCUUAUGGAACCUCAUGAGUACCGAGAGGUUUAUGUCAAGUUUGAUCCUCGUAUGGAUCCCAGAAAACUGGUUGAGAAGAGUACCAUCCAGACGAAGCUAGAUGGACAUUGGGUAUCUGUCCCGAUAUUCGAGAACAUUAUAACACCGAACAUCACGUACUCGAAUAUCGAGAAACUGGAGCAUCUUUCAUUCCCUAUCGAAAAGUGCCUGACAGUUAGUGAGAACGAAUGGAAUAUUCUUGCGGAAGGAUCUGUCGCGAAGCAUAAAGAUUGUGAUCUUUACAGCGUCAUGAAAAAAUAUGAUUUCCUCGCCGAUCAAAGGGGUGAUUGGGUCAUCGUUGAUAAAAAGGACCUCGGCCAUGUCUUUGAAUUCAUUUCGCACUUCAAUGCCAAGUUUUCCUCCAUAGGAAACUUGGGGAUUGAAUUCAACAUAGCCGAUAUUGACACUUGGGCGAAGCAUCUUGCCGCUUGGCGGGCUGAGCCUGACCGUCGAGACUGCCCCUUUGGCCAGCUACCCAGAAUUAGAUGGAUCAAACUCAAUAACGUGUUUGUAGCGCACCACCACUCUCAUGCGAUUGCAGCAUUCGAGACCCAUGAGAAGGAGAUGCCCCCAAUCUUCCAAGUGAGAGUAAGAAUGAACCGGGAAAAUCAAGACCCUGACACGAAACAGAUGUAUGUUGUUGAUGUGCAAUACUUGGUUAACCCCUUGAGUCUCGGUCAGAAGGCGGCUGCGUAUUUGCCUCCGAGUCACGACCAAAACGCGACGUUGACUGCGUGUGUUAAGGCUGAGCUCAACCCGGUAGUGUCGGAAAAUAUUCAGAUUGCAUCUGAAGGUAAUCAUUACUUUAAUCCCUUCCGACAGUCAUUGAAGAUGGUAGAAACUGGACCCCGUUUCGAAUCUAUAGACCAUAAUCUACUGGGUGGAUUCAAGGCAACGUUGAGUCCUUCGCAAACACGAUCUCUUGGCUGGAUGCUCUUCCGCGAGCGGGAAAAUCAGGAAUUCACCGAACGAGAGACGGAGGAAUACCUUGUGCCCGAGCUUGAACUUCGACUUUUAGGCUGUGCAGAGCGCAAAAUUUGCAGCCGUGGCGGUGUGCUAGCCGAUGAUGUGGGCUAUGGAAAGACCGUUGUUACUCUUGCAAUGAUACACUACCAAAGACAUCAUGACCAAGAGAGAUCAGUGCAAGUACGAGAGGCCAAGGUACCCGGUGCCAUACAUCUAAAGGCGACCCUGGUAGUGGUGCCGUCUCACUUGGUCGACCAGUGGGCGGAACAAGCCAUCUUAUUUCUUCCCAUCGCAAAGAAUGAGAUAGUCAAGAUAAAGAGACUAUCUGACCUUGAAGAUGGAAUUGACUGGAAACUCCUACAGCAACUGCAGAACGCUAAGCUCAUAAUCGUCAACAAUGCAAUCUAUUCGAAAACUGAAUAUCAUAAUCGUCUUGCGGCAUUCGCGGGAUCGCUCGAUCCGCCGUUCAAGGGAAACAACUUGAAGGACAUAUGGAAAGAUGUGCAGACGCGCGUUUUUGAGGAUUGGUAUACAGACGCAGCAGCCGCUGCUAGGCGUCAUAUGAACCAACUCUUUGCCAUGAUCGAGGAAGACAAGAGUCUCGACCCAGAGCAGCUUGAUGCUCUCCAUCAGACGAUAAAGGUGCAUCGCGAACAACAAUGCAAGAUCCAGCAAGAAUACUUAGUCAACUUCCAAGAUCGAGGAGAAGUCAGAGCGGCUGCACCAAAGAAGGAUCGCAACCCCAAUGCCGAGCCCAAGAAUGAUUCACCGAAGGCUGUAAAAGAAUACCCUUACGCGACUCAGGGAUUCAAAUCGCGAGAACGGUUGACUAUACCUUUCAGUCACUUAUUGGAAGCCUUUACAUUCGCUCGCGUGGUGUACGAUGAAUUCUCAUACGACAACUUCCCAGCGAUGCUUUUUGUCAAUUCUUCACAGGCCUAUUCCAAGUGGGUUUUGUCCGCGACUCCGCCGACGAGUAACCUGGCUGCUGUAUGUGGCAUCGCAAAGCUCCUCAAUGUGCAUAUUGCACGACAUGCCCACCGCCGUCUGGGAAUGCCUCGGAUCACAGAAGGCCCGGAACUAAAGAACAAGAGCAAUGCUGAGACAUUGCAUAGCCGUGCCUUCAUUUCAGACCAGGUCAUUCGCGAAAGGCAUCAAAAGGCAGAAGAUUUCCUACAAGUCUUUGCCAAGGCUAACCCUAUAGACCAAGAGCUUGCCGGCCGCAUCGAGGUUCAGGAGAAAGUAGUAGUAUGUGAGCUGAAUCAGUAUGAAUUCAGUGUUCACUUGGAUCUCCAGCAAGACCUGCGAGCUUGUGGCAUGGAUGCAAGUAUGCUGCCACGAGAGUCUCGUGCUUUGCUUCUGCCGCUACUCGGCCACGAGGGGUGGAAUGGGAAAGGAGCACGUAUUGGUGCCGAAGGACUUCUUGCUCGUUCGUCUCGGGGAAACGGACACCAAGAUGAGCAGCCCCUCGAAUCUCUUGUAAAAGAGCGAGAAAUGCUACUUAAAAACGCCCUUCAGUUCUUUAAAGUUACUGCGGAAAAGGCUACCUGGCUAUCUGUGCGUCUCAAGAGCAGAAGGGAGCCGAUAUACCAAAAUGCCAAGGAGUGUGUUCAUGACAUAUUCAACCUUCUCAAUCAUAUUUACCAGGAAAAUAUUUCCAGGUGUGGCGGACGGCAUACUUUGGAUCUCAUGUCAAAGGCCAUUUUUGGUGGCAAGAAAGAUGAGGACCUUACCUCUAACUUCAACUUUUCGACUGAAAAAGACUUUUUCAGGACUUUGAAUGAAUUCAGAUCAACUUCCUGGAGUGAUUACUAUAAGUUGACGUCGGAAGAUCUUCCACACAUAGAUGAACAAGAAGCCACUGAGCUUAUACGGGAUCUAGAACGUGCUUCCGGUCCUAUCAGCGCGGCGCUGCGACGAGAUACUUCAAUCGAAACGUUGAAGGAACUGGUAAAGAACAAGGAGGAAGGGUCAGCCGAGGACAAAAAGGCCGACGAGGAUGCGCCAAAGCCGAACAAGACUUUUGAGGAUGAUGCAAAGUCCAGCAAAGCCAAGAAUACAAGGCCCACGCUACAAAGCAAAUGCGAAAGCGUUGGUAUAAAAUGUAAUUCGACUACGGGUGUUGCCCAGCUCUCAGACCUUUGGGAACGCCAUAAAGCUGGAACCCUUGAAGACUGGGAGUACAUUGGGUACGGAAACUGCCAGGUCCUGAGCCAGUGCAGUUUUCCCGUCCUGAAGACGGCCAGGAAGAUUCGAGGAGGCACUUAUACGCUCACUAGAAGUGACGUCAGUGACACGUCUCUCGAGCUAAUGAAAGCAUUCGAGCAGGUAAUCUACGCCGUGAGGCAGGAAAGGAUCGCCCAGAGAAUUCUUGCGAUCAAUAAGAACCAGGAAAAGGGAACCCAGUGGAAAUGUGAUAGCUGUGGUACGCUUCACGCUGCGGAAGAUCUGUACUUUGUCUGCCGCUGUGGCCACCUGAUUUGUGACCGUCAUCUCCAAUCGACCUACUGCGGCAUCGAAGGACACGAUGGCAAGAUAGAUUGCCCAUCGGAACUAAAGAGCGGAGUCAUCCCCGUGGCAAAGUUUCGCAGCCGCCACAGAAGUCUGAAUCCUGGAACUGAUGAUUCGGUUGCCCCUCACAGACUUAUCAGCUCCAAGUCGCAAAUGAUCGCCAAUACUAUCAAGACGAUUCCUGAGGACGAGCACGCGAUCCUAUUUGUCCAGUCUCGCAAGCAUAUCGAAGAGCUCAAGUUUGCUCUGAGGGAGAACGCUAUUGGGUUUACCGACUCGCCGGUGGAAGAAACGGACUUCGCAACUUUGAAAGGCUUGGGUUCCAUGAAACAAGCUCGGCUUGAGACUGAAUGCGAGAAGCGAGGUCUUUCUACCGCCGGCCGUGAGCGUGAAUUGAAGCAGAGGCUUAACGAGUGGGCGAAAAACAUCCCUCCAACCGUCAGCAAAAAGACCUACCAGCCGAAAGUCCGAAUCCUAAAACUCAACGACCCCACAUCGGCGGGAACGAACUUGCAGUAUGCGAACCAUGUCAUGUUCGCCGCGCCCCUAUUGGUCGACAUGCAGGAAGACUACGACGCGUUCAUGAAGCAGGCGCGAGGCCGCUGCGUCCGAUUCGGCCAGAAGAAAUCGGUCCAGGUGUACCACUUCGUCACGGCGAACACCAUCGAAGUCGACAUCCUCGAGCUCCGCCGAAAGAGCCACGUCCUGGUGCGCCCCGGGCACGCCAUCGGUCGACUUGUGCCUGCCCCGCUGCAGCCGGACUUGCUCAUGAUGAGAGCAGGAGUCGCCGCCAUGGACGACGAGCAUGCUUACAAUUCUGGCGCUGCUUCCACGACUAACGCCGCCGGAAAUGUUGACAGUGAUGGAGACGUACGCAUGACUGACGCUCCUGAAGGUAAAGGCAAAGGAGUUGAAGGCACAGCUGAGGAACGGGUCAACUCUAUCCUCCACCGCCAGGAGGUCUGGAAGGCUACCAAUGAACAUAAUUGGUUGACUUCGGUCGGAAUCGAGUACUGAUUCUAUCUACGGAUGGAUAAGGAGACUGGAAAGAAAAAUUGCUACGGAGUAAUAGUUGAGGAGUCGCGUUGCGCCACAGGCUGCUGCGUGUAAUGAGGAUACGGGGAAAUCGCCUAGGUAAAGGGAGGGAAAUAUGAACAAUGGAGGCCAAAAACAAAAAAAAGGGGGGGAUGAGAUGGGGGACAUGCAUUCAUGUUGUCUUGCGUAUUGCAGACAGACCCAUUUAAUUAAUGAUAUACCCCCUUUCGGUAUUUUCAUAUGGGUGGUUGUUAGGGUAGGCUCCUUUGUUAGUCCUGGUUUGGGAUGUAAUUACCACUAGGUUAGGUAGUUGCAGUUUCGAUGGAGACACGCCCCUUUUUAGUAAAAAGAUUGAUUUACAUAUCUUAAUUGAUCCCCAAUACGUCA